GAUCAGAUCAAUCAUAUCCUAACCACACACAACGCAAACCCCAGCAAAUAAAGCUCGACACAACAUCUAUUGCAACUUCACUUGCCAAAAUGGUGAUGGCCGACGCCGCCGCCGCCGCCGGCGGUCACAGCUGGAAGGAGACGGGGUCCCUGGCCAAGCACAUCCUCCUCGGGCGGUGGUUCAUGGCCUUUGCCGCCAUCCUCAUCAUGUCGAUGGCCGGCGCCACCUAUAUGUUCAGCCUCUACUCCGGCGACCUCAAGACCAAACUCGGCUAUGACCAGACCAGCCUCAACCUCCUCAGCUUCUUCAAGGACCUUGGCGCCAAUGUCGGGAUAGUCUCGGGCCUCAUCAACGAGGUCACUCCGCCCUGGGUCGUCCUCUCCAUUGGUGCCGCCAUGAACUUCUUUGGCUAUUUCAUGAUCUGGCUCGCCGUGACUGGCCGCUCCGCCCGGCCCCGCCUCUGGCUCAUGUGCCUCUACAUCUGUGUUGGCGCCAACUCCCAGUCCUUCGCCAACACCGGCGCCCUCGUCACCGCCGUCAUGAACUUUCCGGAGAGUCGCGGCUCCAUCCUCGGCCUCCUCAAGGGCUUCGUCGGCCUGAGCGGUGCCAUCCUGGCCCAGCUCUACCACGCCUUCUACGGCGAAGACUCUGAGUCCCUCAUCCUUCUCAUCGCCUGGCUCCCUGCAGCCGUCUCCAUCGUCUUCCUGCGCACAAUCCGCAUCCUUCCGGUGGUCCGGCAGAAGAACGAGCUCAAGGUCUUAUACAACCUCCUGUAUGUCUCGCUUGGCCUCGCCGGGUUCCUCAUGGCCGUCAUAAUACUGCAGAACCAGCUCCAGUUCUCGAGGAUUGAGUACGCUGCGAGCGCCGCGGUCGUGCUCAUCCUACUCCUCCUGCCGAUUUUCAUCGUUGUCAAACAAGAGGUGGUUCUCUGGAAGAGGAAGAGAGCGAUUGUCAAGAACAACGACUCUUCCCAUCAGCUGAAAGUGGUUGCCGAGACUCCUCUGCCACCGCCGCCGCUGCAGGCCUCCGAACCUGGGCCACCGCUGCCUCCGCCGCAGCAUACGGGGGCGUGCGACUGCGGCAAUAUCCUCCGGCCUCCGGACAGGGGCGAGGACUACACGAUCCUACAGGCCCUCUUCAGCAUCGACAUGCUGAUACUAUUCACUGCCACCACGUUCGGCGCUGGCGGGACGCUGACGGCGAUUGACAACCUGGGCCAGAUCGCGAGCUCGCUUGGGUACCCGUCCCGGAGCACCUCCACGUUUGUGUCCCUUGUUAGCAUUUGGAACUACCUCGGCCGGGUUGUGUCCGGAUUCGCCUCCGAGGCCCUCCUUACCAAGUACAAGUGGCCCCGCCCUCUCCUCCUGACCCUUGUCCUCCUCCUGUCCUGCGUUGGCCACCUCCUAAUCGCCUUCGGCGUCCCCAACGGGCUCUACGCCGCGUCGGUCGUCAUCGGGUUCUGCUUUGGGGCGCAGUGGCCGCUGGUGUUCGCCAUCAUAUCCGAAAUCUUCGGGCUCAAGUACUACUCCACGCUGUACAACUUCGGGGCGGUCGCGAGCCCCGUCGGAAGCUACGUCCUCAACGUGAAGGUGGCAGGCCGGCUCUACGACCGGGAGGCAGCGAGGCAAAUGGCGGCGUCGGGAUUGGCGAGAAAAGACGUCAAGGACUUCAAGUGUAAGGGCGUGGCGUGCUACAAGCCAGCGUUUCUGGUGAUCGCGGGGGCGGCGCUCUUCGGGUGCUUGGUGUCGCUCAUUCUGGUGCAAAGGACGAGGAAGUUCUACAGGGGCGACAUUUACAGGAAGUUCAGAGAGGCUGCGAUCGAUUUGCCGGGCAAGGAAGAUGGCUCGAAAGCCGCGGGGGCGGAAGCGGUGGCGGUUGUGGACGGAGAUGAUCGUAUGGCCACCGCCGGUGCCGGGGACGUGACCGCCGCCCCGGCGGGGGCUGUGCGGCAGGGGAGGGGGACGUGAAAACUUGAUUAUGGAAAACAGAGUACGACACAGGACAGAGCUCGUUUCAUUGUAAAAUUUCAAGUUGCCCUGCUAAUGUUUAGCUCUGACAGGAGAAAUGACAUCUAAAGGA
Molecule: messenger RNA, 2079 nt
Organism: Rhodamnia argentea
Lineage: Eukaryota; Viridiplantae; Streptophyta; Magnoliopsida; Myrtales; Myrtaceae
Product: protein NUCLEAR FUSION DEFECTIVE 4-like
Exons: 1
Coding region: 90-1967 (625 amino acids)
Cellular component (GO): membrane
Source: RefSeq, a predicted model, not a curated record